Adineta steineri is the source of this 1176-nucleotide messenger RNA. The record is from the annotation of a GenBank genome assembly. Lineage: Eukaryota; Metazoa; Rotifera; Eurotatoria; Adinetida; Adinetidae.
AUGGAAAUGCCAUUAUAUCAACCUAUGGAACAAAUUUCGAUACCUACUUGCCAGUUGGAAUUUCAACUAAUAGUAAUAUGUGAUGGAAAUUGGCUCAAUCCUGUAAAACGAUCAUCACCCAUUGUUGCUGAUUUCAACAAUGACAGUCGACUCGAUCUCGUUUUUCUCUCUACAAAUCCUAAUGCUGUGAAUGUAUUUCUUGGAAAUGGGAACGGAACGUUUAUAGUACAAUGGGUGUUACUGCAAGGAAGUCUUAAUAUUUUGAGUAGCAUUACUUCUGGUGAUUUAAACAAUGAUAAGAUACUUGAUCUCGCUUUUGUCGAUCAAUAUGCAAACACUGUGAAUAUUGUUUUCGGGAAUGGAAACGGAACUUUUCGAUCAGUGAAGAAUUUAUCACUAGGAAAUGAUAGUUUUUUGCAAGGAAUUACUGUAGCUGAUUUGAAUGGUGACACUUACUUAGAUAUUGCUGUUGCUAACAGCUACCAAAAUAAUGUUCGUGUGUUUUUUGGGGAUGGUAAACAAACUUUUAUCGCACAAAUGACAUUAUAUAGUGGACGUAGCAGUUAUCCGAAUGCGAUUGCUGUCGCAGACUUUAACAGUGAUGGUUACAAAGAUAUUGCUGUUCUCAAUUAUUAUGGUAGAAAUAUUGGUAUAUUUCUUGGGUACGGUAAUGGAUCUUUUCAAGCGCAGCAGAUGUCUUUCACCGGUGGUUAUUACCAUCCAAAAGAUUUCAAGGUUGGCGAUUUCAACAGUGACGAUCGACUCGACGUCGCUGUAGCAUAUGAUAUGGAUAACAUGAUAAGUGUAUUAUUUGGAUUUGAUAAUGGUACUUUGGGGUUGAAAGCCAAGUUGGUUCGAGGAAAUACUACACUAAACACAGCAGUUGGCGUCGGCGAUUUUAAUGGUGAUGGUUACCUGGACAUUAGUGUUGGUACGGGUAGUUCAUCGAUAGCUGUCUUCGUUGGGAAUGGAAAUGGGAAUUUUGAGCGGCAAAUAAUAGUGGCGUUUGGAGGCGGUGGUACUUCGAUAUCAUCUAUUGCCGGUGAUUUUAAUGGUAAUGGUUAUCAAGACGUAGUUAUUAUGGACCAAUCGUACGGAUUUUUAUAUAUGCUCCUAAAUACAGGUCAAUGCCAUCCAAAUAAGACUCUCGAGACAAGCACAUUCAUUCAGCAAUAA